This is a messenger RNA of Sesamum indicum (sesame), 855 nucleotides long. Lineage: Eukaryota; Viridiplantae; Streptophyta; Magnoliopsida; Lamiales; Pedaliaceae. The record is from RefSeq and is a predicted model, not a curated record.
AUGAAUCCAAACAUUAUGUUUGAUUUGAACCCGAUUCUUGCAGCCAAUCCCUCUAUCCAAACACUGGUUUUCCCGUUUCCAUCCCACCAUUCAAUCCCUCCUGGAGUGGAGAAGCUGAAGGAUCUUGGCAACCAUGGCAACAUACCUAUGAUAAAUGCUCUGAGCAAGCUCCAAGGAGAGAUAAUCCAUUAUCUAUGCGGUGGUGAUGCUGAGAGCGUAAAACCCGAGAGUGAAAUGGAGUUUCAAGAUUUACUUGGGGCUUCGAGUUCAACUUGGGAGCAGGCUCCUUCCCUUUUUUGCCUCUACAGGGAGGUAGGAGGAGGGGAUCCAAGUUUUGAGGUGGUGAAAGCUGGCAUGGCUGCAAAUAGGUUGAGUUGGGCGUCCUGUUUCAACACUUUUGAGGCUUUAGAGGGUCAGUUCUUGGAGCAUUUGAGUAAGAAAAUGGGCCAUCCACAUGUGUUCAGCGUUGGGCCGCUCCAUUUGUUUAGGGAGCCUAAUGAAUCAGGUUGUGGUGAGGAGAGGUUUCGUGUAAGUAGUGAGGUCUUUUCAUGGCUUGAUUGGUUCGAUGAUGACUAUGUUUUGCACGUUUGUUUUGGGAAUCAAAAGCUGCUCAAGAAGGCCAAGGCAGAGGCACUGACUCUUAGACUUGAAGAGAGUGGAGUUCGGUUCAUUUGGGCCGCAAGAUCUUUCAUGAUCCAACAAGUGGCUCACGGGUAUGGGUUAGCCCCUGGUGGCUUUGAGGACCGGGUUGUGGGUCAAGGCCUCCUUAUUAAGGGAUGGGCCCCACAAAUGUCAAUACUGAGUCAUCGAGUUGUGGGUGGGUUCUUGAGUCAUUGUGGAUGGAACUCGGUAUAG